Messenger RNA from Coffea eugenioides, 660 nucleotides. Its product is annotated as abscisic acid receptor PYL4-like. The transcript has 2 exons. Gene Ontology annotation, biological process: abscisic acid-activated signaling pathway. Lineage: Eukaryota; Viridiplantae; Streptophyta; Magnoliopsida; Gentianales; Rubiaceae. Gene Ontology annotation, molecular function: signaling receptor activity; protein phosphatase inhibitor activity; abscisic acid binding. The record is from RefSeq and is a predicted model, not a curated record. The coding region runs from base 1 to 660 and encodes 219 amino acids. Gene Ontology annotation, cellular component: cytoplasm; nucleus.
AUGGGAAUGAAUGAAUUGGAGCAAUUUCUCCUAUGCCUAUAUAUAAAUACACGUUACGAUUCUUCCAACUUCCUCACAGAAACUCCUUCCAUCGUUUUCACUGAUAAACAACCCUCCAAUGCCCCUUCCCACAACCAUGUUUUUCAGCUUCCCACAACCGUUUCCAGCCACCACAACCCUAUUUUGCAGCCGCACGAAUGUUCAUCUACUUUGUUCCACACUAUCGCAGCUCCUGCCUCCGUCGUUUGGGCUCUGGUUUCCGACUUUGAAAAUCCUCAACGCUACAAGCCGUUCGUGAGAUCCUGCAGAAUCAUAGAUGGCCAGGCGAACCAAGUUGGAUGCUUACGCCGUGUGGAUGUUGCGUCAGGACUUCCAGCCUCCUAUAGCAUCGAGCGGCUCAAGAUUCUUGAUCAUGAUCAGCGCAUCUUCGGGUUCAGCAUUGUCAGCGGCGACCACCGAUUGUCGAACUAUCGCUCGAUCAUGAGCCUACACCCCAAUGGCAGCAAUGAGACGGUGGUUGUGGAGACUUACAUGAUUGAUGCGGCCGAGGCCAACACGAAAGAAGAGACGUGUGCCUUUGUGGAUACGAUCGUGAAACUGAAAUUGCGGACUCUGUCCAGAGUUGCUGAGGAUUUGGCGGGCAAAGCGCAACAAGUUUGA